Messenger RNA from Schistosoma rodhaini, 231 nucleotides. Lineage: Eukaryota; Metazoa; Platyhelminthes; Trematoda; Strigeidida; Schistosomatidae. The record is from the annotation of a GenBank genome assembly.
AUGCUGUUUGCAGUGCACCUUACAAUCAUUCAGUUCGUUGAGUCAGUUGCCGAUACCGAGAAAUCAAACAACCCUACUGUCGCCGAAGUCAAAUUGGGUGUUGACCCAGAUUGGAACCAAAUUCCAAUUGGUGUCGCAGUUGACGAUCAUCGCCCCAAUCAAUAUGAUCCUCGUUUAAUUCCUCCACCUCCCGAAAUUGACGGUGACUUUCCGAAUCCCGAUUACUACUAG